Messenger RNA from Quercus lobata, 3699 nucleotides. RefSeq names its product pre-mRNA-processing protein 40A (gene PRP40A). The record is from RefSeq and is a predicted model, not a curated record. Gene Ontology annotation, cellular component: U2-type prespliceosome; U1 snRNP. Gene Ontology annotation, biological process: mRNA cis splicing, via spliceosome. Lineage: Eukaryota; Viridiplantae; Streptophyta; Magnoliopsida; Fagales; Fagaceae. The transcript has 28 exons. The coding region runs from base 209 to 3355 and encodes 1048 amino acids. Gene Ontology annotation, molecular function: protein binding; RNA binding.
GCAUUCUCUCCUACGAUUUAUUUUUUAUAAAUCCCUCUCUCUCCCUCACCUUCUACUUUCUUAAACCCUAGCACCCGAAUUCCGAUACUGAGAGAUCAAAAUUAUUUCACUUCUUCUUCACCGACAAGCACUCGUUCAGUACUUGUUGCCCACUGCUUCUUCCUCCUCUGCUCUGCCUCCAUUUGAGGGGGCUUGCUUAUGUGGUGAAAUGGCCAACAACUCUCAGUCCUCUGGUUCACAGCCACUUCGGCCUCCUUCAGUUGGAUCCUUGGGUCCUCAAAGUUUUGGUUCAUCUUUAUCUAUGCAAUUUCGGCCAGUUCCAACACAGCAAGGACAGCCAUUUGUUCCACCGGCAUCUCAGCAGUUUCGGCCUAUGGGACAGGGGUUUCCCUCCAAUGUUGCAAUGCCUACUGGUCCAAGUCAGCCACUACAAUUUUCUCAACCAAUUCAGCAGUUACCUUCAAGGCCAACUCUGCCUGGUCAUGCUAUGCCAUCAUCACAGGGUAUACAACUGCCGUAUGGUCAGACAAAUAGGCCGCUUGCAUCUAUGCCACUGCAGUCUCAACAAAGUGCCCCUGCUUUAGUGAAUCAUAUGCCUGGCUCAGGAAUACCUAUCUCUUCAUCAUAUACUUUUGCACCAUCUUCUUUUGGCCAGCACCAAAAUAAUAUUAGUGCAUCGUCCCAGUUCCAGCCAAUGUCUCAAAUGCCUGCACCUGUUGUACCUGUUGCAGGGCAACCUUGGAUGUCCUCUGGAAGUCAGAGUGCAGCAUUUGCGACACCAGUACAGCAGACUGGUCAACAACCUCCAGUCAUUCCUUCUACGGAUUCUGCAGUAAAUGUCCCUAGCCUUAAUCAACAGUCCGCAUCUGAUUGGCAAGAGCAUUCAUCUGCUGAUGGGAGAAGAUAUUAUUACAACAAGAGGACGAAACAGUCUAGUUGGGAGAAGCCACCGGAAUUGAUGACCCCAAUUGAGAAGGCUGAUGCAUCAACUGUGUGGAAGGAGUAUACCUCUCCAGAGGGAAGAAAGUAUUAUUUCAACAAGGUUACUAAGGAAUCUAAAUGGACAAUUCCAGAGGAAUUGAAGUUGGCUCGUGAACAGGCUCAAAAAGCAGCUAGCCAGGGAACACAAUCAGAGCCAAGUGUGACCUCUCAUGCCCCAGAUGUCACUGUCUCCUCAGCUGAAACAUCUGUGGCAACUAUCUCUGUUAGCUCCAGCACUACUUCAACAUUAGCUGGGGUGGCUUUGAGCCCAGUUCUAGUGACACCUGUCGUUGCAGUUUCUAAUCCUUCCCCUGUGCUUUCUGGAUCAUCAGCCGUUUCUAGUGCACAGCCUGCUGUACCAGCAAGUGCAGUUGGUAACCAACCUCCUGUACUGGCUGCUUCUCCAGUUAGUGCUGUUUCAGGAAGUACUGGAGUUCCUGCUGCUUCAAUCAAUGCCAACCCGGCAUCAACGAGUCAUUUUGAAAACCUAAUAUCUCAGGACUUUCAAGGUUCUGUUGAUGGAGCUUCUGUACAAGAUAUUGAGGAAGCAAAAAAAGGAAUGGCAGUUGCUGGAAAAGUUAAUGUGACUCCUUUGGAGGAGAAAAUGCUUGAUGAUGAACCUUUGGUGUAUGCCAGUAAGCUGGAGGCAAAAAAUGCAUUCAAAGCUCUGCUGGAAUCUGUUAAUGUGCAGUCUGAUUGGACUUGGGAGCAGGUAGCUUGGUUAAUCCUUUCCUGUUUUGACCAUCACUCAUCACUUUCUAAAUGCUUCUCAAUGAAUUUUAACCAGUACUUAGGUCAAAGGAAGAAACUAGAAGCAGAGGAGAGGCGCAUGAGGCAGAAAAAAGCUCGGGAAGAAUUCACAAAGAUGUUGGAAGAGUCCAAAGAACUAACAUCAUCCACCAGAUGGAGCAAAGCUGUUAGUAUGUUUGAAAAUGAUGAACGAUUCAAGGCUGUUGAACGAACUAGAGACCGGGAGGAUCUUUUCGAAAGCUACAUGGUGGAACUCGAGAGGAAGGAAAAGGAAAAGGCUGUGGAGGAUCAUAGGCAGAAUGUAGCAGAAUACAGGAAAUUUUUGGAAUCCUGUGACUUUAUUAAGGUAAAUUCACACUGGCGAAAAGUUCAAGAUCGCUUAGAAGAUGAUGAAAGAUGCUCACGUCUUGAAAAAUUGGACCGUUUGCUCAUUUUCGAGGACUAUAUACGUGACCUGGAGAAGGAUGAAGAGGAGCAAAAGAAGAUACAAAAGGAACAAUUGAGGCGGGCUGAGCGGAAAAACCGUGAUGAGUUUCGCUUGCUGAUGGAAGGACAUGUUGCCACUGGCAUUCUUACAGCUAAAACUCACUGGCUUGAUUAUUGCUUAAAGGUGAAGGAUUUGCCUCAAUAUCAAGCCAUUGCAUCAAACAUCUCUGGUUCCACACCAAAGGAGCUAUUUGAGGACGUUGCUGAAGAAUUAGAGAAACAGUAUCGUGAAGACAAAACACGUAUCAAGGAUGUAAUGGGGAAGCUUACCUUUUUGGCAACAUGGACGUUUAAAGACUUUAAGGAGGCCAUUAUUGAAGAUGUCGGUUCCCCACCAAUUUCAGAUAUCAACUUAAAGCUUGUGUUUGAGGAGUCAUUAGAGAGAGCCAAGGAGAAGGAGGAGAAGGAAGCUAGAAAGCGUCAACGUCUUGCCGAUGACUUCACAAAGCUAUUAUACACAUUCAAGGAAAUUACUGCAUCUUCUGUUUGGGAAGAUUGCAGACCACUUUUUGAAGAGAGCCAAGAAUAUAGAUCAAUUGGGGAGGAGAGCUUUAGGAGGGAGAUUUUUGAGGAAUACAUUGCAAACUUGCAGGAAAAGGCUAAAGAGAAGGAGCGCAAGCGUGAGGAGGAAAAGGCCAAAAAAGAGAGAGAGAGAGAGGAGAAAGAAAAGCGGAAGGAGAAAGAAAGAAAGGAGAAGGAGAGGGAUCGUGAAAGAGAAAAGGGGAAGGAACGAUUUAAGAAGGAUGAAACAGAUGGUGAAACCGUAGACGUGAUUGACAACCAUAGCUAUAAGGAGGACAAGAAAAGAGAAAAAGACAAAGAUAGGAAACACCGGAAGAGGCACCAAAGUGCCACAGAUGAUGUAAGUUCUGAUAAGGAUGAGAAGGAAGAGUCUAAGAAAUCACGCAGACAUGGCAGUGACCAUAUAAGUUCUGAUAAGGAUGAGAAGGAAGAGUCUAAAAAAUCACGUAGACAUGGCAGUGACCGCAAAAAGUCAAGAAAGGCGCAUGCAUACUCACCUGAAUCAGAUGGUGAAAACCGGCAUAAAAGACACAGGAGAGAGCACCGGGAUGGUCGAAGAAGUGGAUAUGAGGAACUUGAAGAUGGUGAGCUUGGUGAGGAUGGGGAAAUCCAGUAGCCAUAUAUUCCAUUCUUAGAGAUUGCUAACAUUCGCUUAGUUCAUUAUAAAUGCUAGCUAAGUACUUUUGACAAACUAGGACUAAGAAUUGCUUCACUGAUCAGCUGUUCAAAGAAAAAAGAAACAGAUACGGUUUGUAUAUUAGAUUGGAUAUUAGAUGCAUCUUAUAUUCUCAAAAUGUUGCUGGUUCUGUUUCUAUGGAAUAGCGUUCAUUGAUUUGAUUAUAGGUUUUUGAUCGUAUGCAAAUGUUAUAGUACAUUUUCAAGCAUGUUGAUUAUUGGGUUUUGGAAGUGACAAAUUAUGAAUACGAGGAAUCUGGAUGUUUAGUGUCGAAUUGCAUGAAA